This is a messenger RNA of Podarcis muralis (Common wall lizard), 2042 nucleotides long. The record is from RefSeq and is a predicted model, not a curated record. Lineage: Eukaryota; Metazoa; Chordata; Lepidosauria; Squamata; Lacertidae.
CCCUAGGCUCUGUGGUUUAACCCACAGCGCCACCCGUGCCCCUCCUGUGCAUAAAGGUACCAACCCCUUUUUUGCAUCUCCAGCAAAUGUCAGAGCUUUUCUUGCGCAUCUUGGCCAGUUUGGCCUGGGUCAGAUACUAUUGGUACAGCCUUUUCAUUAGGUUUUCUCUCAAAUUAUAACAUGCGGUGAACCUUAUGUCUUCUCUCCAUACUACAUACAGUUCCAUGAGGAGGCUUCUCUGCCCCCCAGGCAGCCGCCCCUCUCACAUCUUUCCAGGGGGCUGCCCUGAGGCAACCACCUCGCCUCGCUUUCCCCCGAUAACUUAGCUCAUAAAUACAGGCUUGUUUGAGCACUUAUGUCCGCUUACGUAAAAUACGACCAUUUAUGAGAAAUGCAAAACCGAUAAGCAAAGGUUUCGUUUUGCAGAGCUUGGCCUUGCCAAAAAGUCCGCUGAGUAAACAGGAUUGCAUCGGAUGGAGUAGUAUCAAGGGCAGGCUAUAAAACCACCUGAGGAGGGAGGCGGCGAGAAACAUUGAUGUGAAGUCUCUGCCUGGAGGCUGCUGUCAACUUCAGAGACACGGAAACUUGAAGACUGGCGAGGUCCGAUUAGCCAGCAGGUCUGUUUAUUCCGCUGUUUCAUGUCCUAUUGUGGAUGGAAGUGUGGUCUGAGUUUCCCCCGGCAGCCUCAUUUUGCAGCUUUGCUUGAUAUCCUGAGUCUGCCUUGGCUUUUGUAAGUUCCCUUGCAUGUGUGCACGAUAACUGCAAAUGUGCAUUUUGCGGCGCUGCCUCCGGUUGUCUUGAGUUAUCCUCUGCCUCAAAGCAAAAAGGUUUCACAGACGGAGGACUUCUGGGUCUGGGAUCAAGGAUUCAUGCCACACCACAGUCAUGGGAAGAACUGUCCUCUGAGUGAACGUUUUUAUUCUUGCCAAAGUCACCCCUCUGCACUGCCGAAGCCACCAACUUUUGCACCAUUGUGCCGGCAACACCAAACCCAUGGCAAGGUUGCGCCUGCAUGAAAAGUUCACGGAGAACAUGCCUCUACGAAUCCUUUCACAAACACGGAAGAAAGUGAACGUGACUCUGGAUCCCAGCACAGCGCAUGCCAACCUCAUCCUCUCCCAAGACCUGAAGAGAGUAAGAUGGGGAUGCAGGACCCAGGACCUGCCUGACAACCCUUCGCGAUUCGACUGGGAGCCCUUUGUGCUGGGCCAAGAGAGGCUCGCUUCGGGAAGACACUGGUGGGAGGUGGAAGUAGAAGAGGCGACGCCGCAGGCCCUGCGGACUUCGCGAGAACCGUCCGUCAGGAGGAAAGGAGAGUCUCGUCCAAAUGAAAGGCAAUGGGAGUUGAAAGAAAACAUGGAGAUCUGGACAGUGGGAGCUGCCAGAGAGUCCGUCGUGAGGAAAGGAAAGGUCAGUUUCAAUCCCAACGGGGGAAUCUGGGCUCUGGGCAAAGCCCUGCCAGACUCACUGAGGACGCCAUUGUCUCCUUAUCGGCUCACAGCGUUUACAUCCUCUGAGAGGACAAUCUUGAGCUUGAGAUACGAGCCCAGGAAGAUCCGGGUGUACCUGGAUUACGAAGGAGGGCGCGUGGAUUUCUUUGACGCCGAUACGGAUGACUUGAUAUUCACUUUCCCUUCAGCCUCGUUCUCCGGGGAGAGGAUCUGUCCCUUUUUCGGGGUGUAUUGGGGAGUCAGACUGAGCUGCUGAAAUCUCAAAUUCCCCAGCAAAACCCAAUGGCCGAGUGGCAAAUUCUGAACUGUGAGUGCUUUGUGAUCAGCCGCAUGUGAGGCAUAAAAGGGAAAUGGAUUUUUGACCAAUGCAGAUGUCGAGAGCAAGACAGCUUUCCUCCAUCACUCCUCUUCCUUGCUUUGCUUAACACCUACGUUCUGGUGGACUCAAAACCUUUUAUGAUUUUAUUGUCUGGUUUUAUAGGUUGCUGUAAACCACUGACAUUUUUUUAUGAUACAGCAGUAUAGAAGAAGAAGAAGAGUUUGGAUUUGAUAUCCUGCUUUAUCACUACCCUAAGGAGUCUCAAAGCGGCU